CUGAUGGAGAUCGUUCAAGCAAUCGAGGCCUUACAGGAUAGUCAUCUGAAGAUUAAAUUCUUCAAAGCAGUCACAAACGUCCAACGCACAGUCGACCUGUAUGGAGUCACUGCUUUGGCUUUUAGCUUCAACGGUGGCAAGGAUUCAACAGUCGUACUGCAUGUUCUCAGAGCAGCAAUGGCCCUUAGAAAUGCAGGCCUACCUCUUUGCAACGGAUCGGCUGUCUAUGGACCAGGCCUUGGAGGCAUCCUCAGCUUCUUCUUCGAGCGUAGAGAUGAUUUCACAGAAGUCCUGGAGUUCGUGCACGCCAUGAAUGCACAAUACGAGCUGCAAGUGCGGAAGAUGCAUGGGGACUUCAAGGCCGGCCUGGAGCAACUCGUGUCUGUAUCCGGCGUCCGUGCCAUUUUCCUGGGGACCCGCAGGGGAGACCCCAACGCACAUGGCCAGGAUGAGUUCUGCCCCAGCAGUCCUGGGUGGCCGCCCUUCAUGCGGGUGAACCCCAUUCUGGGCUGGACAUAUGCAGACGUUUGGGCGUUCCUUCGAGCCACGUGGGUGCCCUACUGCUCCUUGUAUGACAACGGCUUCACCUCCCUGGGCUCUGUCGACAACACCCGCCCAAACAGCCCCUUGCUGCAACCUGUCGAAUUUCAUGCUGUCAUCCAAUGUACAGUGCAUUCUGCUCAUGGGUACAGGUGCGAACAUCUGUCUGCAGAGCAGUGCUGCAACACUGCGGACUGCCAAAUUUCCAGCAUGCAAAAUUCGUGGAACAGGGCACAGGCGCAACCUGAUGCAAAGACCGUUCCUGGAAUGGGAUGCAGUGCGCUGAGGAAGGAGGACGGGUCAUAUGCACCGGCGCAUCUGCUGUACGACAUCCGCAUGGAGAGGGCCGGCCGCACAUGCGCGGCCGCUGAGCAGCCGUCGACGCCGCGCGCCAUCGCGUCCACGGCCGCCUUAGUCAUCAUCGGCGACGAGAUCCUGUCCGGCAAAGUGGAGGACGUCAACACGCCCUUCCUCUGCCGGGAGCUGCACGCCAUCGGCUGGCAGGUCGCCAAGGUGUCUGUAUUGCCAGAUGAGGUGGCAGCCAUCUCAGCAGAGCUGCGCGCAGUGUCCAAGGUGUAUGAUAUUGUAAUCACCUCCGGUGGUCUCGGCCCCACUGUGGAUGAUGUCACCAUGCAGGGCGUUGCAGAUGCCUUAGAUCACCAGCUCACCAGGUAUCAAGAUCUGGAGCACAGGCUGCGAAUGUUCUUCGGCAGCAAUGUGACGCACUCGCACUUGAAGAUGGCCGAAGCCCCAUCAGGGGAGUUGACCACAGUGGACUACAAGAUGGCCGAUGGGCGGCCCUCCCCCUUUCCUGUGCUGCUCUGCCGCAACAUCUAUGUCCUCCCAGGGGUCCCACAUUUGCUGCAGAUCAAGUGGAAGGCCGUCAAGGAGCACCUAACAUCGGCCACUGGCCGAUUAGAGCCAUUCCACAGCGUGAGCCUGAGGCUGUCAACAGAUGAUGAGACGGCCGUGGCGCCCACUCUGCAGCGCCUGAGUGCCAGAUUUGAAGGCUCUGUCGGCAUCGGCUCCUAUCCUGUUGAGGGUUCCAGCGAUGGGGCAGGCAUCAUUCUGUCGCUUGAGAGCAAGAACUCAGAACAGCUAGAAGCGGCGCGUGCAGCGCUCAUCACAGAGCUGCCUCCGGGCAGCAUCCUGGGGGAGAGGCGAGACAGCUCCACCCUCUAG
This is a messenger RNA of Coccomyxa subellipsoidea C-169, 1722 nucleotides long. RefSeq lists its product as hypothetical. The record is from RefSeq and is a predicted model, not a curated record. Gene Ontology annotation, molecular function: FMN adenylyltransferase activity. The annotation marks the transcript as partial. Lineage: Eukaryota; Viridiplantae; Chlorophyta; Trebouxiophyceae; Coccomyxaceae. The transcript has 11 exons. Gene Ontology annotation, biological process: FAD biosynthetic process.